GUCAAAUGAGGUAAGAAAGUUGCUUUCACUUUAGUUUUGUUUUCACAUCCCCUUCAUAGCCUCACCUCUCAACCAUUGUCAUCUCCCAGUCUCAUCCUUACAAACCCUAGCAUGCCAGCCACCGCCAACGCCCAGUAGGGGCAGCGUAAUUAAGCAGCUACCGUCCAAGCCGCCGGCUUCCGUUUCCACUGUGCUGCCUUCUUCUCUCCCCCAAUUAUCUCUCAAAGUCUCAAACGCCAUAUUUCUUAAGAAGCCACAGUUCCAUGGCAACUCCACUUCCAAACCACACGGUUCUUGACCAACUCAGAACUGGUACGGCUCAAUUCGAGAUCGUAUCCUCCCCAUCCCCAUCCCCUUCCACCACAAACACCAUACACUCUUUCCUGAAAACCAACCACAACUCCCCAUCAUUCUUCGCCAGAAUCCGGCCUCCACUUCCCCCACCAGCCAAAAGGGCAGAGCGCUUCAGGGUUGAGAAGGUAGCUGGGGACGGGAGGUGCCUGUUCCGUGCCCUAGCGAAGGGCAUGGCCAGGAACAAAGGGAUCCUCACCCUAACCCCGCGACAGGAGAGAGAGGACGCGGACGAGUUGCGAGCUGCUGUCAAGGAGGUGAUAUGCGAGGACCCGAACGAGCGGAUGCUGUAUCAGGACGCAGUCGUUGCGAUCACGGUCGAAGAGCCACUGGGAAGAUAUUGCCGGCGCGUAGGGCGGUCGGACUUCUGGGGGGGAGAGUCCGAGUUGCUGGUGCUGUCCAAGUUGUGCCGACAGAGGAUUGUGGUGUAUAUACCGGCGAAUGGCGGUUCGGGUUUUAUUCCCAUAGCGGAGUACGGAAAUGGUUUGGGGAAGAGGGAAGAGCCAAGGCAGGUUGUUAGGUUGCUAUAUAGUGGGGGGAAUCACUAUGAUUUACUUGUUUCAUGAGAAAAAAAUACUUGUAUAAUGUAUUCUCCAGUUCUUGAGUCUCUUGGACUCGUUUGGUGUAAUGAAAUGUGAUGCAUGUAUUGAGGAAAAAAUAUUUGGAAGGUUAUAAUUUUCUAUUUGUGACAUUGGAUUUCAAUAUUAUAUUAUUAUGACCUCUUUGGAGUUUCUACACUUGUUUUAUUGUGUUCCG
Cuscuta campestris is the source of this 1107-nucleotide messenger RNA. Lineage: Eukaryota; Viridiplantae; Streptophyta; Magnoliopsida; Solanales; Convolvulaceae. The record is from the annotation of a GenBank genome assembly.